Messenger RNA from Suillus paluster, 479 nucleotides. RefSeq lists its product as uncharacterized. The record is from RefSeq and is a predicted model, not a curated record. NCBI's taxonomy places the organism in Eukaryota, Fungi, Basidiomycota, Agaricomycetes, Boletales, Suillaceae. The transcript is spliced from 2 exons. Bases 175 to 426 code for a protein of 83 amino acids.
GCAUCGCACGGUUUUGAAAAAGACUGGCUUGCCGCGUGGGAAGAUGCCUUAUGGUUCGGCUCUGGCAUAAAAGCUUUUAACAUCGAUCUCACCUUCCUUCAACUCUCCCAAGUUCUCUUCUUCCAGUUGCUCGUCGUCCUGUCUACUUUUUAUUACACCAUUUACGAUUUUAAGAUGUUUGCUAGACUCGCUGCCCUUGCUGCCCUCGCUCUCCCUCUCGCGUCUGCACUGACGCUGAACACACCCACCAAUGUUACGAAUGUUGGCCAGGUGACGAUCACAUGGGAGGCGACCACUGCCGACCCUGGCUCGUUCGACAUUGAGAUGGCUAACACCAUCUUCCACAACACGUUCGCCAUCGCAGGCAACGUGCAAACCUCGGCGGGCUCCAUCACCAUUACGCUGCCCGAAGUCCCCGUUGGGUAAGCGCGCGGCAUCUAUCUCCGUUGAAUGAAUGAAGAAUGGCUGACUCGCCGUGC